This is a messenger RNA of Monascus purpureus, 1835 nucleotides long. The record is from the annotation of a GenBank genome assembly. NCBI's taxonomy places the organism in Eukaryota, Fungi, Ascomycota, Eurotiomycetes, Eurotiales, Aspergillaceae.
AUGGAUGCCGAAACUCAUCCCCCGGAGAAGAGCCAGCUGCCGGUUUCGGAAAGCGAGAGAACGGCUGCGGAGACGGCUGUCGGUGAUAUCAUCUCCCCGGCGCGCUCUCGAUGGCAGCAUCUGAAGCAUUAUUUCACGAGCUGGGAGGGUUGGGUUGGGGACUACGAUUACAUGUACUUGAUCACCCCGAAUCUCUGGCCGCUGAAUAAGAAAUACAAAGGCUUCGAAACGCCAUUCUACGGCCGCAACGAUGAGGUCCCUAUCUUCUUGACCCUGAUCCUAGGCUUGCAGCAUGCCUUGACUAUGAUCGGGUCGAUCGUUUCCCCUCCGCUCGCAAUCGCCAGUGGUGCCUUCUACCUUUCCUCGGACCAAAUGCAGUAUCUCGUCUCGGCCGCAUUUAUUACAUCGGGAAUAGCCACGGCUAUGCAAGUCACCCGUAUCCACAUCCCUAAAACCCCAUUGUAUAUCGGGACGGGGCUAUUAUCCGUCGUUGCUCCAACGUUCGAUGUUCUCGCCAUCGCAUUCAACUAUACCGGCAUGCGGUACGCAAACGGGACAUGCCCCGUUGAUUCUCACGGCUCCAAAUUGCCCUGUCCGGAGGCUUGGGGUGCAAUGCUAGGGACCAUUCUGUGCACGGUCUGGGUGCAGAUCCUCAUGUCCCUUGUUCCCCCGAAGGUUUUGAAUCGGAUCUUUCCCAAAGUGGUCACGGGGAGUCUGCUCGUGCUGGUAGGGGUAUAUCUGAUCUCGAACGGCAUGCAGAACUGGGGAGGCAGUUCCAAUUGCAACGGCGGCUCGGGAUAUUAUGCUCUGUGUCCGAGUGUUGCGGCUCCAAAACCAUUGCCAUGGGGCGAUCCUAAACUUAUCGGCCUGGGAUUUAGUGUGUUCGUCGCCAUCAUCAUCGUGGAGAUGUUCGGGUCCCCCCUCAUGAGAUCUGCGUCCGUCAUCCUGGGACUGGCGGUUGGCUGUGCCAUCUCCGGAGCGACCGGAUAUUGGUCUCGCGAGAAUAUCGAUGCAGCUCCUGUUGGGACAUUUCUGUGGGUUCAUACCUUCAAGCUGUCUGUGGACAGAGCCCUGGUGCUCCCGCUUCUGAUCAUGUUUGUCUGUGAAGCUGUUAGCUGCAUGCCCGAUAUUCUGGCCACAGCAGAGAUCUCCGGCGUGGAAAUAGAGGGCACGGAAUUCAACAGCCGUAUUCAGGGGGGGAUCCUAUGCGACGGGCUAGGGAGUCUGUUCAGCGCCCUGGGUACCGGGUUACCCAUGGUGAGCCAGGCGGGAAAUAAUGGUGUCAUCUCGCUGACUGGCUGCGCGAGCCGAAGGGCUGGAUGGUGCGCUUCCGCGUUUCUCGUUCUCAUGGGAAUUUUCGGUAAAUUCGGCGCGGUGUUCGGUUCCAUGCCCCCGUCGGUUCUCGGUGGCAUGCAAGUAUUUCUAUACAGCACCAUUGCUGUUGCUGGAAUACGAGUUCUAGGCCUGGUGCAAUUCACGAGACGCAACCGGUUUAUCUUGACGGCAGCCCUGGGCAUCGGCUUCAUCAAUAUCGUCUCCCCGACCUGGUUCAGCAAGGUGCUUGAUUACAGCGGAUCCAACGUGUCGCUGGAGGGCUUCGAGCAGGGAAUAAACCUCAUCGUGGAGACCCCUUUCAUCAUCGCAGCCGUGGUCGGAGUCUUUCUCAAUCUCGUGCUGCCGGACGAAGAGGGUAGGAAGAACGGCGGAACUAACAACCAAGAGGGACUAUUAGUUUAUUCACGAGCAGCCGGUUGAGUAGAUUGAUGAUGUUCUAGAACCGAUAAAUGCUGGCAACCUGUAUAAUAAGAGUUAUCUGGCUUUCUUUCUUGGUAAAU